Diaporthe citri is the source of this 1416-nucleotide messenger RNA. RefSeq lists its product as uncharacterized. The transcript has 4 exons. Bases 1 to 1416 code for a protein of 471 amino acids. Lineage: Eukaryota; Fungi; Ascomycota; Sordariomycetes; Diaporthales; Diaporthaceae. Gene Ontology annotation, cellular component: nucleus. Gene Ontology annotation, molecular function: transcription cis-regulatory region binding; DNA-binding transcription factor activity, RNA polymerase II-specific. The record is from RefSeq and is a predicted model, not a curated record. Gene Ontology annotation, biological process: regulation of DNA-templated transcription.
AUGAGCGCCCGGCUCCUGCUGAGCGGUAGACCGAACACGCCUCCCCUCUCGAAAGAAGGGAACAGCAACACACCAGCCACAACGCAAGCAUCGGACCAAGAGUUUUCCUCAAUCCCAUUGAUCCAGCCUGUCCAGGCAUCAUUUCCACCGCGAUCUGGCUCUAUUCCCAUAGUUCCAGGUUUCGAAAUCCCUUUCGUUGAAGCGGACCAGGUCCUCCAAGAAUACGUGACCUUCAUGCUUCCUCAAUUUCCUUUCGUCCCGCUGCCCUGCCACAACGCCUACGACAUGUUUAAAGACAAGCCGCUCCUUCUGAAGACCAUAUUGCGGGUUUGUAGGCCUCCGAAGCCGGAGGCAUCCGCUGCUUUUGAGAGCCGGUUGCGACAACAUAUUGCACAUCAGACUGUGGUUCUUGCGAACAAGAGCUUGGAGCUUGUCCAAACUAUUCUGGUGUUUCUUGCCUGGAACAAUAUAUAUUUCUACGCCGCGUGUAAGGAUACAAGCCUUUUGCAACUGGCGAUAGGCCUGGUCGGGGAUCUGGGCCUCAACAAACCCCGCCGGCCCGUGAAUUCCACCUUUGCAUCCAUCGUCGAGGACGCGGCUCAAUUGAGAAACGACCUCCCACCUCAGCCCAAGCAAACCAGCGACGAGUAUUCUACUGACCCAUUGCUGGUGAACCUCGUCCGCUUGCAGAAUAUCGCGGCUAAGGUGAAUGAUGCUUUUUGGGAGACCAUUGAAGUCUCCAAUGAUGGCGUCCAUCGGAAGUUUUACUCUAUAGCCGUAGCUUCUAUUCGAAGGGAGUUGGAUGAUUUCAUGCAACAGUUACCGGAUCAUCUGAAGUGGAACCACCUCUUGCGAUCCCACGGCGCCGCCCUUCGCAUUCGCUUGUUCGAGCCUUUCAAACACGGUGACAGCAGUGACGUACUCGAGAACACACAAUUGAGAUGUCGCACCAUGUGGGAUUGCUUAGAGAGCACGCAAGCGCUUUGCGACGCUUUUCGCUCGGUGCCGGUCGAAUCCUACCCUUCUCUCACUUUUGUCUCCAUUCUUCAUCUUGCUCUGGCCAUCAUCAAGGAUUUCAGGCUUCUGAGCGUGGAAGAUCGUGGCUGGGACUUGGAGACUGUGCGGACGAUAUACAACCUUCCCGAAGUUCUGCGUCAGCUGAGCAAACUAUUUGGGGCCGCCAGCUGCCUGGGUAGUCCCCGAUGUGCAAUCGUGCUCCACGGCCGGCCCAUUUUCGCCGAGUAUGCCGAAGCAUAUCGAAGUAUCGAGCGCUGGUACUUGUCAACGCUGAAUCCGGGGGUCGCUCCUGCAGAUCCGGCAAUGAUUGGGGACAUAGUUGCGCACGGCGGUGGCCAAUAUGAAGGGUUCGAGUUCUGGAAUCAAUUGUGGGAAUUUGCGUAUGGACUGGCGCCCUAA